GUCGCAGACAUCAUUAAAACUAGUAUUCUUGGAUUCCACGAACCGCUGUUGCUAGAAAGAAGAAGUCCAAUCCCAGGUCCCCUCACUUCUAGGCGUCAGCCAAACGUCUUCAAAAUGCCACCGCGGAAAUCAACAGCCAAAUCAUCCAAACCAUCAACAUCAUCAACACCCAAAGGCCGCCGCUCUGCACUCGCCAAAGAAAACGACAUCACCGCUGAAGAAGAAGCUGAAAUCAAAGAAGCAUGGAACAUGUUUCGCUUAGACGCCAACGAUCAAGAUGUGCCAGAGGAAUUCGAGGAUGAGAAAAUGGGGAUUGUGAGGACGAGGGAUGUAAGUGCGGCGUUAAGAGCCCAAUCCCUGCAUCCCAAAUCCGCCUCCCAACUCACUUCCAUUCUCGAAACCCUCGACCCCACAUCAACCGGGUACGUGACAUACGCCCACUUCGUGGCCAUCUGCGCAUUACAACUAUCGACCAAAACCGACGAAACACGUGCCGAAGAAGUCAAUGAUGCAUUUGCUCUGUUUACUAAUGUAGCGGGGCGUCGCACACCCUCAGGUCCGGUCGCGAGUGUUAAUGUCGAUGGAGAGCCGGUUAUCAAUCUACAUGAUUUACGCGCCGUGGCGAGGUUGCUCAAGCAAGAUGUUAGUGAUGAUGUCUUGAAGGCGAUGAUUUUGGAGGCGAAUCAGGGAAAGGGAGUGGGAAAGGGGGUCACUGUGGAUGAUUUCAGGGGCGUUAUGGUGAGGGCGGGGGUUUUUCAGGAAUGAAGUUAAUGAAUGACAAUUAUCAUGAUGGGAAUUCUGGAGUCCUGGAAUCGUGGUUGGAUCUCCUGGUCGAGCUUCCAUCUCCACGACGCGCUCCCUUCUCAUAUCGACGACUUGUCAAGGCUGACUACAAAAUCACCACAUUACGACAGUUCAAUUCGCCGGUCAAAAGCACCUCGAAACAAGAUCAUCCUCACAUUGGUAUAUCUCGGCCAAAAUCACUCCACGGGUAUUAUCAUAUCAAUUAUAUUACAUCCAGACUAUCCAUCUUCCAGAUUUCCACAUGUGCGACAUCAGACUCGGGAAUUCUAGUCACUCUCCUCUUCCUGACAACCUCCUGCGAAUACUCCACAUGGUCAUCCACGAUACCCGAGUCACCGCCAGAGCCAUCUCUGCUACUCAGGGCGACCGGCGUCUUGACGACAUCUUCAUACACCUGCCCAAUCUCAAACACCUUGUCCCCAAAGCCCACAUAACGUAUGUGAGGAACGUCGACCGCCGCCUUUUCCAUUCCGCUAUGGGUUAUACGAAAUGGCCCAUUUUCACCAACUUGACAUUCUUCGAAAGAUUCUUCGUCGAGCUGGUCGACAAACUGGCGGAAUUCACACGCUAGCCUCUCUCCCUCCAGACCUUCGGUUGCAGGAGCCAGGAUUCUCAAUGCCCACAAAUGAGUGAGGAAAGGGACAACCAGGCGGAAGAAGUCAAAGCCCGAACAUAUGAUGGGUGCACUGAGUUGCGUCAAGUUUGGCGCGGAGCGAAUGAGUCUGACGAUCAUUUCCUGAGACAACGGCCACCUGGCGGGGAGUAUAAGGUGUUUCAGCGUUGGACCACACACGUCGCAGAUGCUGUCCAUGUAGAGGUCACGGAGAUGGAUGCUGGUAGUGUUUCUGAUGGAAUUCGCCGCAGCGUCAGUGCCCCCAUUGCAAGUGGCGGGAGCGAUCAACGGGGACUGGUCCCGCGAACUGGGAGUGACGGCGUGGCCUGAAUUGCGUGGCACAUGCCGAGCAUUGACCAAAUAGAGACGUUCCAAACCACUUGCGCGAGCCAGAUCAUGGGUGUGGCGUUUAUGUAAUUGAUCGAGCCUCAGCACCUUGGGCUUUGGAAGAACUUUGUCACUCGGAAUCAGCCAUGUUUUGUCGAGGAACCACGUUGCGUUUGAAGAUGAUUUGAAGGGACUCUCGUCAGGGCCGAAACAAUUCAGAGCCGUGAAGUCGUCGCACAGACCCGUAUCCACC
This is a messenger RNA of Exophiala mesophila, 1997 nucleotides long. RefSeq lists its product as uncharacterized. The coding region runs from base 115 to 765 and encodes 216 amino acids. NCBI's taxonomy places the organism in Eukaryota, Fungi, Ascomycota, Eurotiomycetes, Chaetothyriales, Herpotrichiellaceae. The record is from RefSeq and is a predicted model, not a curated record. The transcript has 3 exons.